AUGAGUGAUGAUGGUGGUACGAGUAGAGAAGUUAAAUGUAGUAGGCCUGUGAAUGCCUUAGAUGCAGUAUAUGGAGCACAGUUGAGUCAAAUGGUGUCAGGACUUCAGGGGAAGCAGAAUUUAGCGAAGCAUAUUCUACGUGCCGGUUGCUGCGUUCUUGGCACCAAUACUGGGAAUCUGGAAGGGAGCGGAGCAUGCGAUCUUAUGUAUUACACAGUGGGGAGCAUAGUGCAUAAGAAGUUUGGGGAAGAUGCAUUUGGUGAAACUAUGGAGAGAAUACAUAAUUAUAUAGUAUCAGUGUUAGGUAAGGGGGAGUGUAAGCAAUUACCACGUAACAGUGCGAAGGAAUUAUUUAAAUUAAUGGAGAGGAAGGUCGAUUAUAGUUUAACCUUAGAGGGUGUGCUAGGGAAAGAAGUUAAUCCUAAAACAGUUAACUGUGAAAAGUACACAAAAUAUUUAGAACAAGUAGCGGAAGCAUGUGUAAAGGUAAAAGAACAAUGUAGGAGCUCGACUGUUAGUAGCGAAUGUACCGGAAUUGCAGAGAAGGAUAGUCAACACAGCCCAGAGUAUGUGGCACAGUUGAUAGAAACCUUAAUUCUGAAACCCCAAGCUGCAGCAGAGAAGAAGAAGAAGGAUGAACAACAGGGACUGCAGAAGUACCAUUUGGGACAUUUACCCUCACGCCAGGCGUACCAGGACUUUGACGUCAUGUGGAGAAUGUACUAUGACGAUCAGUACGUUGGUACCAUAAAAAGCGCCCUGAAAAGUACCAUGGAAACACAUCUAAAGAAUGAUCAUUGUUUGAAUCGUAUUUUAGGCGCAUGGUACUACACAACAAACAUAAUGAGUACAACGAACCAGGCCCACCAGAAUCGUUGCUCUUAUUUUUAUUAUUGGUUAGGAAUGUUAAUUCACAACAAAUUAAAGACAGCGACCGGAGAGGCAGUUGGAACCACUUCAUCAUUUUCGGAGGCUAUGAAUGCAAUCUAUGAGCAAUUGGUCAAAUUACCCAAUACUGAGGAUAAAAGUCCAUGCCCCAAAAUAACAACGGCAGAUAAUCUUGACAGCACCUUCUUCGAAUAUCGGAAAAAGGUUUUCGAUCUUUAUCACGACUAUGGCGCCAUAGAAAAACUGCUACAGGAUGACGGGGCCAGUGGUACAGCACCCUGUUCUAAGACCUUCUUUAACUACAUUGAUAACGCAAAAAACAGCAUUGAAAAGGCAAAAUCUAGCUGUAAUAGUGAACAAAAUCCGCCAUCAGCAUAUAGUGGUGAUGAUCCAUGCUGCAAAAAACUUUUACAGAAUGGUAAUACAGAACCAACUGAACAUCAUUUAUCACAACUAACAUGCACAGAGCAGACAGAUUUGCCGGACGAUGGACCAGAGGUGGAAUUAACAACUGACUGUUCUACUAAUCCAGGAGUGGAAAUUGGCCAAUCCUCCUCCUCUUCUGAUGAUGGUAGUAUUGUUGGUUCUGUGUCUGGUGGAAUUGCCACCAUAGGAAUACCAGCAAUUGGUUUCUUUUUAUAUAAAUAUACUAACAUAUUUGAUGGAAUAAAAAAAUCCCUCUUUGGUGGACUCAAUAACGGCAACAACAGAAGAGGAAGAAGAUCUACUUUUCGACAUCAACACUUUGAUGACACACUCACAGGGAAUGAUUAUUCUACACUAGGAGACGACGGUUCCACCACCCUGGGUGGUGGUGGUGGCUCGUCCACCUUAGGUGGUAGCUCCACCGAUAUUUCUACCAUCUAUGAAGAACCACCUCGUCGACCAAGCGGAAGAACACGGACAGGAACAAAUAAUAGAAGACCAGGAAAUAUACGUUAUUAUGCUACGUAA
Molecule: messenger RNA, 1842 nt
Organism: Plasmodium knowlesi strain H
Lineage: Eukaryota; Apicomplexa; Aconoidasida; Haemosporida; Plasmodiidae
Product: KIR protein
Exons: 3
Coding region: 1-1842 (613 amino acids)
Source: RefSeq, a predicted model, not a curated record